AUGUACAAGUCUGGGGAAGAUGCCAGAGCUAAGGAUGAUGCUAAAGAGUAUAAGACAACUCCAGCUGUAGUCUUAUGGCAAUGGAUCAAUCAGUCCUUCAAUGCAAUAGUCAACUACACCAAUAGGAGUGGAGAUGCUCCUCUCUCAGUCAAUCAGCUUGGCACAGCCUAUGUAUCUGCUACCACAGGGGCAGUAGCCACGGCUCUAGGACUAAAUGCACUAACAAAGCACAUAUCUCCCCUCGUAGGGAGGUUAGUUCCCUUCGCCGCUGUUGCUGCUGCGAACUGCAUCAACAUCCCUCUCAUGAGCAAACGGGAACUGAAACACGGCAUUCCGAUAACCGACGAGAACGACAACCGGUUAGGAGAGUCAACGACCGCCGCUAAGCAGGCUAUCUCUCAGGUGGUGGUGUCUCGAAUCCUCAUGGCCUCUCCUGGAAUGGCUAUCCCUCCAUUUUUAAUGAACACCUUGGAAAAAGAAAGCCUUCCUGAAGAAGUUCCCGUGGAUGAGUGCACCUAUUCAAGUGGUCUUGGUGGGAUUCUG
Oncorhynchus masou masou (cherry salmon) is the source of this 543-nucleotide messenger RNA. Its product is annotated as sideroflexin-1-like. The record is from RefSeq and is a predicted model, not a curated record. Gene Ontology annotation, molecular function: monoatomic ion transmembrane transporter activity. Gene Ontology annotation, cellular component: mitochondrial inner membrane. Lineage: Eukaryota; Metazoa; Chordata; Actinopteri; Salmoniformes; Salmonidae. Gene Ontology annotation, biological process: monoatomic ion transport; serine import into mitochondrion. The transcript has 7 exons. The annotation marks the transcript as partial.